This is a messenger RNA of Xenopus laevis (African clawed frog), 1534 nucleotides long. RefSeq names its product transmembrane protein 174 gene 1 S homeolog (gene tmem174.S). Lineage: Eukaryota; Metazoa; Chordata; Amphibia; Anura; Pipidae. The transcript is spliced from 4 exons. Bases 1 to 948 code for a protein of 315 amino acids. The record is from RefSeq and is a predicted model, not a curated record.
AUGAUGCUGUAUGAGGCAGAGCAAAUGGUAAAAAACAAGGACUUUGAGAAGAAGAAUAUUUUUAUUUACAAUUGUAAUUCUUGGUGUGGAAGUCUGGCAGUUCCCGCAAUGUCAUCCACUGAGCAUCAUAUUCUAGGAUUUACAGAACCCGCACCUAGUUCAUAUAAGAAGGUUUUGAACACAAGGCAUUGCAGAAUGGAACAGAACAACAGUCGUGAAGAUGAAUUUUCUUCAAAUGUUUUUUCAGCCUCGUCUUCUCCAAACAACCAAUCUGAUGCCCGAGCUUCAAGUGGGAAUAAAGGUUGGGCCGUUUUGAUGUCCACUGGAAUGUGUAUGGCGUUAGUGGGGAUUGCUUUCACCGUGCUGGCAUGGGUUAACAAGAAGCCAAAUUGGACUCGGUUAUUGGGACCCUUCAUGCUGAUUUUGGGAGUGCUAUUCCUACUGAUUUCUGUAUGGUUUAUGGUGCUAACGUUAUGUAAGCCUUGUCUGAGCACUGAAGAGCCACCAGUAGAUCCUGAGCAGCUUUCAGGGGAACAAUCUUUUGUUUUUAGUGGAAUAAACCAGCCCAUAACUUUUCAUGGUGCUACUGUUGUACAGUACAUUCCUCCACCCUAUUCAACUCAGGAUUUUACAGGAGGUGCAACUCCCCUAUCUCCUAACGCCAAUCUUAACAAUACUACCGCGGCUAAUGGGGCUUCAUUAGCUCCUCCUCAAUAUUUUAACAUCUACCCAAUGGACAAUCCUGCUUUUGUACAAGAUGAAGCAUCUACUGCUCAGCUCUCCUUGAUUGGAUUGGAUGGAUUAAAUGACAGUUUGCCUGAUGCUGCCUGGCUUUCUGAAGAAUUCCUGGGCUCAAACAGAACAAAUGAACUGCCACCAUCAUAUGAUGAAGUCUUUUCCACUCUCAGAAGAAGUGGAACCACAGACCACAGCCCAAAACUAUCUUGACAACAACCUCUCCCAACCAAAAAUACAUUUUGUAUAGCAUUUAUAAUGGAUGAAUCACAGCAUCCUCUACUGCUUAAACUGCCUAGAAGUUUAAGACAAACAACUCGGGGUUUAGAGUUAUGAAGGUCAGUCUUCUCCUGCUUUUUAAUUUAAUCGGUGGAGGUCCUCAUAAAAAAAAAGAGGCACCGAGGCAGACUUGGAAAUCAGUGUAACCUGCAGGAUGCCUACAAUUGACCAUGAAGAUAUUUUGAUGAGGAAGACACAGAUUGUUACUGGAAAGACCACCUAGGACUGUGUAUAAUAUAUAUGUGUAUAAGUUGCUGGUGUGUUUAUGGGCAUCAUUUCCUGUUCAACCUCAUGUUGUUCUUUCAGUUCACCUUGAAUAACUUGCAGACCCCAUAUUGUUUCAUACUAUAUCACCAACGGAGGGAGGAAAGGGUGGUUAAUAUAUACCAAUAUUGUGAUAUUCAAUAUUUCAGGGGUGAGGAUGCUGUUCAGACCCCAAAAAUAUUGACAUGAGGCUGAGACAGAACAAUUCAUUAUAUAAUAAAGGGGAAAUCUAGCUGUGCUGCAACCAAUUUUUUAA